UUUUUUUAAACAUAGCUUUUUAUGUUGAUACAUUCUGUUGACAAUCUGUCAUGUAGUCCCACAUUGUUUCUUUCUCCGUCGACAGUCUCCUUGACAAAAACAGCCAAGAAAGGGUUGGAAGCAAAACAAAACUUGAUUGAGGAGUUAAGAAAAUGUGUAGACACGUACAGAUACUUGUUCGUCUUCUCUGUGGAGAACACGAGGAACAACAAACUCAAAGAUGUUCGUGCAGCUUGGAAACACAGUCGUUUCUUUUUUGGCAAAAACAAAGUGAUGAUGAUUGCACUUGGUAAAGGACCAACAGAUGAGUACAAGGAUAAUUUGCACAAGGUCAGCGAGUUUCUGAAGGGAGAAGUGGGUGUCUUAUUCACAAACAAAACCAAGGAGGAGGUAAUAGAGUAUUUUGACUGUGUCAAGGAGACUGAUUAUGCACGGGCUGGUAAUGUUGCAGAGAUGGCAGUGACCCUAGAUGAAGGGCCUUUGGAACAGUUUACACACUCUAUGGAGCCCCAGCUCAGACAGUUAGGACUACCCACAGCCCUUAAAAAAGGAGUAGUUACACUUUUACAGGACUAUGAAGUGUGCAAAGAGGGAGAUGUGCUGACUCCUGAACAGGCCCGCAUUCUGAAAUUGUUUGGGAUUGAGAUGUCAGAAUUCAAAGUGUCCAUAAAGUGUAUGUGGAAUGCUGAGUCUGGGGACUUUAAGAUGUUGCUGGAGGGGGAUGAAGAGGCCUUUCAGAGGAAAAAAUGAAGGCAGUCAUGAGGAGGAGUAUGAGGAUGAAGGGAGUCAAUAAAGCAGAAGAUGAAGAGGCAGUUGACUUUUCUUGGACAUUUUAUUUUCCAAAUGUGUACAUUUUGAAAUCAAGGUUAAAUUUCUGCAUUUUUAUCUUCAGAAAUGCAUGUUCUCCAGACUUUACUAAAUUUGUUUAGGACUUGUACAUCGCUUUUGUACAGCCUGCAUUUGCCACUGUUCCUUCAAACGUACUAUUUUAAAAUGUGUAUUUUAAACCAC
This is a messenger RNA of Electrophorus electricus (electric eel), 1011 nucleotides long. The record is from RefSeq and is a predicted model, not a curated record. Lineage: Eukaryota; Metazoa; Chordata; Actinopteri; Gymnotiformes; Gymnotidae.